Molecule: messenger RNA, 973 nt
Organism: Paraphaeosphaeria sporulosa
Lineage: Eukaryota; Fungi; Ascomycota; Dothideomycetes; Pleosporales; Didymosphaeriaceae
Exons: 2
Coding region: 167-877 (236 amino acids)
Source: RefSeq, a predicted model, not a curated record
GGUCCCCCAGAAUUUCUUGAAGAAACUUUCAAAAAGUGCCUGAGCCAGCUGGAAGAGGAGGAGAAGCCCGAAUGGAUAGUGUGGGGUGAUGAGUCGACGGACCCAGAUCAAGUCUACAUUAUGAUAGCUAUGGACUUGUCAGAGAGACAAUUUGUCACAAGCCGCGAUGUCAGAGUUGCAAGAGAAGGGUAUGCCUCGUUCUCUGGAACUGCUAUCUCCGUUCCUGGCAUCUGAACCCAAGAUCCGUCAUGUACUGAGUCCAGACUGGAACGAGCCGAUAACCUGCGCAGACUUCCCGUGUGCAGAGAUACAUUGCGAUAUUUUCAUCGUGGAAUCUCCAUCAACUGGAGCGUUUUAUGAGACAAUCAACACGGAGAUGUUGACGUUGAGAUGCGACAGUAAACAGUUACUUAUUGGCGAUAUUUACGGAGAUCGUCCCUGGAGGGUUUUCAAGCAGGUGGUCCUGGGUCUAGACCACAGCAAUAAAUUGGUCCACUACAAUCUAGGCUCUGGGGUGUGUACUUUUAUAUUCCUUUUCUUUUGGAAAAGUCUAGAGUCCAUGAAUUCAUUCAAGCAACCCAGCCAAGAGAGUACAGGGAGUCGCAAACAAAAGCUUGACAGUCGCUGUUGGACGACGGGAAUUUUGGAACGCUUCGCCAAACUCGAGAAUGUAGGUGCCCAGGUGAGACAGGGAACCUUCAGACUGAGGCCCUUUCAAGGCCAGUAUCCCUUGAUCUGGUGGGUCCCAGAUUCGUGGCAUGCGCGAACCGUUCCAAGUCCGGGGUUGAACAAAAGCUGGCAGUUGAGGCUGCUUCUCUGGAUCCAAAACAAGAUUUUUCGGCGGCGUCCGAAACCAAAGAUAAGGUAUACAAAAUAAUUCAGAGCAUUUACAUCUCCGCAGCUACUGUACAGUUACUGUUACUGUUUUGUUUUACGCGGCCGCCGGCUACUAAAUCAAGGCUCUUUCAGAGGC